GCCUGUAAAGCUGGAGCUGCAGAGGACUUCCCCGGGGAGACUGGGAAAAGGGGGCUCCCUAACGUUUGAGCUGGACCAGGUGUGGCCGCGGCAGGACAGGCCUUCCAAGCAGAGGGGGAGCAUGGAGCCCCGGGACGCCUUUGAGGAUGUGGCCGUGUACUUCACCCGGGAGGAGUGGGCGCUGCUGGACGAUGGAGACAAGGGGCUUUACCGGGACCAGAUGCUGAGGAAUUACCAAGCCCUCGUUUCCCUGGGAUAUCGAGGUCCCACACCUGACUUAAUCUGCUGCAUCCAGCGAGGAAAGGUGGAGCUCUGGGUCCGGGAUGGUGAGGACCAUGGAGAAAUCUCUGGGUCGGAGGACCUGCUGCCAGGAGGUGCCUGGCUGCUGAGCAGAGCUGGGGAAGGGUCUGCAGACCUGGACCCACCACGGACGUGCCCAGGUAGAUCAGGACCGAGGGAACCCCCGAGACUUGAGAAGGACCGAUUGCAUAAGAGGCCAGGCGGGUCCCAAAAGAAGAGGGAGAAGGUGGUGGUGGACACGGUGCCGGGUCCAGCAGGGCACGAGAACGGAGCCAAGGCAAGGCCCAGCAAGACGUGGGGCUGCAGGGAGGAAUCUGAGAAGCUCAGAGAGAUGAAAAAUCCCAAGAGGAAGAUUCACCAGAAAGAGAGAUAUCAUCCAAACCUCACAGGCAGGGGGAGGGCGUGUGCACACCUAUGUGUGCACAGGGAGAAGCGUCAGUACCGCUGUGUCACGUGUGGCCAGACCUUCACCCAGUUCUUCUCCCUGGCUCAGCACCGGCGCAUCCACUUGGGGAGGAAGGCACACCGCUGCACCAAGUGCAGGAAGAAUUUAAUCUGCUGCAAAGACCUGAACCAGCACCGGUGCUGGCAGAAGGGGGAGCAGCCACACCACUGCAACACGUGUGGGAAGAGCUUCAGGCAUCCUUCCACCGUGGCCAGGCACAGGCGCAUGCACACACGGGAGCAGUCGCAUCAGUACUCUGAGUGCACUAAGACCGUCACCCACUCCUCCAGCCUGGCCAAACAUCAGGAUGUCCACAUAGGGGAGAAGCCACGCCAGCGCCCUGAUUCGGGGCAGAGCUUUACCUGCCCUUCCCACCUGGCCCAGCAGCAGCUCAUCCACACACGGGAGCAGCCACAUCAGUGCUCUGUGUGUGGGAAGAGUUUCAUUUACUCCUCCCACCUGGCCCGGCACCAGCUUAUCCACACAGGGGAAAAACCACAUCAGUGCUCGGUGUGCGGGAAGUGUUUCACCUACUCCUUCAACCAGGCCCAGCACCAGCGCAUCCACACCGGGGAGAAGCCGUAUCAGUGCUCUGUGUGUGGGAAAAGCUUUACCCGCUCCUCCCACCUGGCCGAACAUGAGCGCAUCCACACCGGGGAGAAGCCGCAUCAGUGCCCCAAGUGUGGGAAGUGCUUCACCCUCUCCUCCAGCCUGGCCCAUCACCAGCGCAUCCACACAGGGCAGAAGCCACAUCAGUGCUCUGUGUGUGGGAAAACCUUCGGCCACUCCUCCCACCUGGCCCACCACCAGCGCAUCCACACUGGGGAGAAACCACACCGGUGCUCCGAGUGUGGGAAGCGCUUUACCCAGUCCUCACACCUGGCCCAGCACCAGCGCAUCCACACCGGGGAGAAGCCGUAUCAGUGUCCUGAGUGUGGGAGGAGGUUUGGCCACUCUUCCCACCUGGCCCAGCACCAGCGCAUCCACACGGGAGAGAAGCCCCAUCGGUGCCCUGAGUGUGGGAAGAGCUUUGGCCAGUCCUCUGACCUGGCCCGGCACCAGCGUGUCCACACCGGGGAGAAACCACAUCAGUGCUCGGAGUGUGGGAAGAGCUUCACCCAGUCCUCCAGCCUGGCCCGGCACCAGUGCAUCCACACCCAGGAGCAUCCAGAAAGGACCAGCCCAUCAGCAUCGCCCAGGGACAUCCCCAGCACCCCCACACCCGGGUGCCAGGGUAGCUGGCAGGUGGUGUCAAGGAAUCCCAAGCUCAGGGAAGAGAAGGUGGUGGUGGGACGUGGUGUUUGCUGCAGAGACGGAGGGGACGGGGGAGCAGGAGCCCCCAGGCUGCUCAAGAAGUUGGAUGUCCCCGCGAGGCUGCGCAAGUGUACAAGUGGGGCAGGGGAUCUGGCCUGCAUCACAGCUGCUCCUUGGAUGCAAAUGGCUGCUGAGCUAGGCGCAAGCACCGAUUUGGGUCUCCAGCUCCAGGUGCCCCUAGAGCAGGGGGCACUGCCGCCUGUGAAGAUGGAGGCGCAGGACCUGGCAGGCCCUGAGCCAGGGGACGGAGCAGAGCAAGGCGAAAACCUUCCCCUCCUCGUCUGUUCUGGGACCAUUGGGGAGUUGCUGAGAUGGGCAGCUCCACACCAGCCCAGGCCUGAGCGGCAGGAUGAACUGCCCCAGCGCUGGGAGGUGCAGUGGCAGGAGGUGCUGCAGGCUUUAUGGACCCCUCCAGAGGUUGUGCCAGCCACGGUGACCCCACACCUGCCUGUGCUGGUGCCAGGGGAAGACAUGGAAGCUUAUUUGGCCACCUUUGAGCGUGUGGCCGAGGCCUGCCAGUGGCCCAAAGGGGAGUGGGUGACACGGCUGGUACCAGCCCUCAGUGGAAAAGCCCGGCAAGCCUACAGCAACCUGGAGGCCAGCGACAGCGGGGACUACGGGAAGGUGAAGGCAGCCAUCCUCAAGGGGGAUGAUGCCCCGCUGGAGAUGCGGCGCCGGCGCUUCCGCGGCUUCCGCUACCAGGACGGCGAGGGGCCGCGGGAGGUUUGCAGCCGCCUGCGGGAGCUGUGCCAGCGCUGGCUGGAGCCCCAGCGCCGCAGCAAGGAGCAGAUGCUGGAGCUGCUGGUGCUUGAGCAGUUCCUGGCCGUCCUGCCCGAGGAGAUGCAGGGCUGGGUAUGGGAACGCAGCCCCGAAACCUGCGCCGAGGCGGUGGCCUUGGCAGAGGGCUUUCAGCUGGAGCAGCCAGAGGCUGGACUAUGGGAGCAGCAGGUCAUGGUGCGUGUGAAGGUCGAGGAAGUGACCUCGGAGAAGAUGGCAUCCCCUGGGGCAUUCUGGGAAUCUCCUGGCUCCCACCUGGAGCAGCCACCAUCCCGUCCUGAGCACGUGCCCCCAGUGGAAGAGGAGGCAGGACAGGGUGAAUCCCGUGGGCCUCAGUAUGAACCGACUCGUAUCAUCAAAGAGGAACCCCAGCCCCUCCAGGAAACGGGGCCCCUACCUCAUUCAGACCCCAGGAUGGAUGGUGAUCAUGGGAUGGUUCUGGCCAGAAACCUCGUGCCAUGUGCAAGCCCCCAGCUGGAGGUGACAGAAGCCUUGAGGCCCAGCGCGGCAUCCCUAGGAAGACCCAAAGGCAAAGGCUCACGGGCCCCGCGCAGGGCAGGGCAGCAGCACGGCAGCCCAGCAGAGCAGCAGCCGGUGGAGCCACCCACUCAAACUGCUGUGGGCGAUACUGGGAAGCCUGAAGCCCAGCCCCGGCCGUUCAAGUGUGCCGAAUGCACCAAGACCUUCUGCCGCAGCUCGGACCUCGUGCGUCACCGGCGGAUCCACCGCGGAGACCGGCCGCACCACUGUGCCGAAUGCGGGAAGAGCUUUGUGCGCAACUCCCACCUGCUCAUCCACCAGGUCAUCCACCGCGGCGAGCGCCCUUUCCUCUGCGGCCAGUGCGGCAAGAGCUUCAGCCAGAGCUCCACCCUCACCCGCCACCAGCGCAUACACACGGGUGAGAAGCCCCACCGCUGCCACCAGUGCGGCAAGAGUUUUGGCCGCAACUCCAACCUGACGCGGCACCAGCGCCUGCACGCGGCCGAGCGGGUCUACCGCUGCGCUGGCUGCGGCGAGGCCUUCCGCAGUCGUGGCCUCCUUAUCUCCCACCAGCGCCGCAGCAAGAAGGAGCGGCCCGAGGCCUGCCGCAAGCGCACGGCCCCAGCCUAGCCCAUGGUGGGGUCUGCUCCAGCGUCCCCAAGGCUCCCAGUAUAGGGGCGUCCCCAGCUCUGGGCUCAAGCGGUGAUGUUGCAGGGGCAAAGGUGAUGGGAAGGUGGCAUGGUCGUCCUGGGGUGGGGGACUGUCAGACUGUACUGUGCCUACCUGCCUGUCCCAGCACCCUCGAUCCAUCCAUCCACCCACCUGCCCCUGCCAGCACACUCCCUACAGACUGCUGACACCGAGGCUCCUUCCUGGGAGUGGGGGCCAUCUCUUUCCCCUCUUGGGGGUGCUUUGUUUUUUGCCCUGCCCCUGGGAGCAUUUUGGCCCAAGGGUGAGCGGGCCAGAGUGCUGCUAGCUCCUGCAACAAGGGCUGCACGUAAUCUGCCACCCCCGCUACACCCACCACGGUCUGCCGCACCUCUAUGUAGACGAAUCAAGACUGUGAGCCACGUUGGAUGAGACUCCAGCCCAGCACGCUGGGCCACCCCUGCUAGGUGACUGGUGGGAGUGCUAGCAGUUCUCCAGGCUGGGGGGAUUUUUUAAAGACUUGCUUUUAUUAUAAGUCACCGACUAUGAUGGCUGUGCAUGUCGGGUGAUGGGGUGAGCUGACUGGGGGGGGGGUGACUUAAUUUAUUGUUGCUCUUAUUUAUAUUACUGCAGUGCCUGACAGGCCCUAGUGGGAAAUGUGGCCUCGUUGUUGCAGGCACUCAGCGGGCCAGGACAUCACGCUGGCUGCCGCAGCAGAGAGACACAGGGGCAGAAGGUCCCUGCCCUGGGGAAUUUGGCACUCUGGGGCUGCCCAGAGGAGAGACGGCCCAGCCGGAGUCUGACAGCAGGUCGGUGGGAGCGUCGGGAAUAUGACCCAGGGCUCCUGCAUGCCUACCCAGUGCCUGCCCCACUCAGUGUCUUGCCCUACACAUAGGGCGAUGUUUAGGUGGAAGUACGUGGGGGAACAGCUGGUGGGAUUGGGCAGGGCCCUUGCUCUGGGCUGGACAUGGGAGAGAUGCUGUGAAUGUGUUGAAGAAAUAAAUGCCAUAAGUGGGACUUGCAAGACCCCCCCCUCCUUGCAAACACCAGCUGUCUGGUGUCUCCAUCACUUGCCCAUACCAGUGCUGAAUAACAGCAGGGGCCAGCAGAUAACUGCAAGAGCUUUCACACAUGCACAUGCCCUCCUGUGGCCAUGGGAGACCCAGGUGAGUACAAGCCAUACCAAGGAGUGGGGGAAAGGGGGUUCCCCCACAUGUGGACGGAUUAACAAUCAUGGUCUGCAGGGUGCCAGGCGAAGUGCCCCAUCUUUC
Molecule: messenger RNA, 5235 nt
Organism: Alligator sinensis (Chinese alligator)
Lineage: Eukaryota; Metazoa; Chordata; Crocodylia; Alligatoridae
Product: zinc finger protein 420-like
Exons: 9
Coding region: 122-3946 (1274 amino acids)
Biological process (GO): negative regulation of transcription by RNA polymerase II
Molecular function (GO): DNA-binding transcription repressor activity, RNA polymerase II-specific
Source: RefSeq, a predicted model, not a curated record